AUGAGCUUCUACAACUACGUUCCCUCCUUGCUGGCUUCAAUCACGUUUGCCGGGUUGUUCAUUGUUGCAACCUUAGCAUUGAUUAUUCUGCUAGUUUUAAAUCUCCUCAAGAAUAUCAAAUCCUGGACAACGGUUCCUUUGAUUUUAGGUUGCCUAUUUGAAUUCGUCGGUUAUCUAAUAAGGUACAUGUCGUCCAAGAAUACGAAUUCGUUGGGCCUAUAUGUCUCGCAGUUGGUUUUCAUCUUGAUAUCCCCUUGCGUCUGGACUUUAUUUCUCUACAUCGUCUUUGCAGAGAUUGUCAAUGUUAUUGAUGCUCAUAUGUAUUGUGUAAUACCUGUCAAAUCGACAAGAUUGGCAAUUAUUGUGAUAGGUACAGUGACAAUAAUUAUGCAAUCAUUAGGUGGAUCGUUAAGGGCUCAAAAUUCGACCACCUUAAUAACUGUGGGGAAUGUUUUCGUUUUCACAGGUUUGGCAAUCCAAUUGAUGUUCUUGGUUGUGUUUAUCUUUGUGGCUGCUUUGUUUCAGCUAAGGAUCAUUCACGUUCCCACGAUUCAUGCUUUCCAGUACAGGCAAAAGCCUUCAAAGUUUAGAAAUUGGCAGAACAUCUUGGCGAUUGUGCUCAUAAGCUCCUUACUUUUUCUUGUUCGUACCGUUGUUCGAAUUGUUGAAUUCUCACAGCAUUCAAAAGGGUCUGUCAUUUCAAGUGAAUUCUAUUUAUACCUCUUUGAUGGAGCUUUGAUGAUCUUAGUUGUGAUCAUGUUUACUUCGCAAGAUAUUGGAGCCACCUUGAGUUACAUUCGAGAGGAUAUCAAACCUUUGACUAGCAUGACCAUCGAAAUGGAGCCGGAACUUAACUGGGAGUACAGUAGGGAAUUCCAAUUUAAGGCAAACAAAUAUGACUUUUGA
Molecule: messenger RNA, 906 nt
Organism: Sungouiella intermedia
Lineage: Eukaryota; Fungi; Ascomycota; Pichiomycetes; Serinales; Metschnikowiaceae
Source: the annotation of a GenBank genome assembly